CCGGACGCCUGUGGCCAGAGCGGCCACCGGGUAGGAGGAGGGGGCAGCGGAGGUGCUAAACUCUCCGGUUGGGCGCCGCGGCCCGCAGCCCCGCGCUCCGGCAUGCAGGCGCGGCGUCUAGCCAAGCGCUCCAGCCUGGGCAGCCGCCGCGGGGGCGCCGCGCUGCAGCCGGCCGGGCCCGCGUCCACGCCCGCCAAGGAAGCCGCUGUGCACGGGCUCCCGCCGCCUGCCCUGGGCCCUGCCCCGGCCCCCGAGAGCUGGAGGCCGCCGUUGCCGCCGCUGCCGCGCAGCACAGGGACCGGCUCCCCGCGGGCUGCCGGUGCCGCCGCCGCGUCGCCCGUGCUAUUGCUUCUGGGGGAGGAAGACGAGGACGAGGAAGGCGGGAGCAGGCGGCGCAGGGGGCUCGGGCGGGUGGAAGAGAAGCCCCGAGGGGGCGCCGAAGAGGAGGAUGACGAGGAGGAAGAUGAGGACGAGGAGGUAGUGGUCGAGGUGGUGGACGGCGACGACGACGACGACGAUGGCGAGUUGCGUUUCGUGCCGCUCGGACCCGGUCGUGUGGUCACCAAGGGCCCAGCCCGGGGCGCCUUAAAGGUGGGGAGUAUUAAGCGGGAAAUGACCUUCACGUUUCAAUCAGAGGACUUAAAGCGUGACUCUAGUAAAAAAAUGUCUCAUCACUUGUUCCCCUUGGCCAUGGAAGAAGAUGUGAAAACAGCAGACACCAAAAAAGCCAAUCGAGUCAUUGACCAUGAAAAGGAAAACACUCGAUCCAUUUGCCUCCUUGAACAAAAACGAAAAGUUGUUUCUUCCAAUAUUGACGUUCCUCCAGCAAGAAAAUCUUCAGAAGAACUAGACAUGGACAAAGUGACGGCAGCAAUGGUACUAACCAGCUUGUCAACCAGCCCUUUGGUUCGAAGCCCUCCUAUGCGGCCAAAUGAAGGCCUGAGCGGAUCCUGGAAGGAGGGCAGCUGUGUCCCUUCCAGCAGCAGCAGCAGCGGCUACUGGAGCUGGAGUGCCCCCAGCGACCAGUCCAACCCGUCCACGCCAUCACCACCGCUGUCUGCCGACAGCUUCAAACCCUUCCUCAGCCCGGUGCAGCCCGAUGAUGGCAUCGAUGAGGCCGAAGCCAGCAACCUGCUCUUCGAUGAGCCCAUUCCCAGGAAAAGGAAGAACUCCAUGAAAGUGAUGUUCAAAUGCCUUUGGAAGAACUGUGGCAAGGUGCUGAGCACUGCUGCAGGUAUCCAAAAACACAUCCGGACUAUCCAUCUCGGGCGUGUUGGAGACUCUGAUUAUAGUGAUGGAGAAGAAGAUUUUUACUAUACCGAGAUCAAGCUUAACACAGACUCCAUGGCAGAUGGACUGAGCAGCCUGGCCCCAGUUUCUCCCUCCCAGUCCCUGGCUUCACCUCCUACUUUCCCCAUCCCUGACUCAAGCCGGACAGAAACUCCUUGUGCCAAAUCUGACAGUAAACUGAUGACACCAUUGAGCCGCUCAGCUCCUACCACCCUCUACCUCGUGCACACGGACCAUGCUUACCAGGCCACACCCCCUGUGACCAUUCCAGGAUCAGCCAAGUUCACCCCUAAUGGCAGCAGCUUCAGCAUUUCUUGGCAGUCUCCUCCAGUCACUUUCACAGGCAUUCCAGUGUCACCAACACAUCAUCAUCCCGUGGGCACCGGAGAGCAGAGGCAACACGCCCACACGGUCCUGUCCUCCCCACCCAGAGCAAUAGUCAGCCUGAGGAAGCCCAGGGGAGAGGGCAAAAAGUGCCGGAAGGUGUACGGAAUGGAGAAUCGGGACAUGUGGUGCACGGCCUGCCGCUGGAAGAAGGCCUGCCAGAGGUUCAUCGACUGAGCCAGCCAGGGGCACCGUGCCUGAGCUGCUCCUUCUUUCGCCUCCCACCGCAGGUGAUGGAAAGAGUUUCUCCUUCGAAACGAAGGAGGCCCAGGGAAAUCCCUUCCAGGAACCGUGGUGGAAUUACAGCAAAACAAAAAAGAAAGAGAAAAAAAAUACCACCUUCCCUACUCCUGCUGAGAACCCAGCCAAGAGCAACUAGAAAGAUUUCUUUUUUCCUUUCAAAAGAAAAAAGUCAGCUCUGUUUGCUGUGAGUCUCGGUCUUAACACUGUGGACUUCUGUAGCAGUUGAACCAACCAAGUCCAUUUUUCCUAGGAAGGAGGCAUAUUUUGAUAAUAAGCUUUCUGAAUUAUGGUAUUUCCAAGGCUUUUUUUUUUACACAUACACAUAAGCUACAUGUUGGUAGCAUUUGUACAAAGAACAAUACAUACUUUGUGAAUAGUCUUUUCUCUGUUUUCCAGUUAGCUCCUUGGAGCAGUUGACAUCACAAUGUGCUGCAGGAAGGAGCAGCACUCUGGGUAUCUUUUCUGAGUCUGUUUUGUUUUGUUUUGUUUUUUAAGCGUGGCCCCCAAUGGAACCAUGCUAGAGCUGUUAGCUUGGAGGGCCCCUGAUGGCAUAAGCUGGAAAAGCGAUUGGCAGUGGAAAUCACCAGCAGACUUCACUCCCAGUUGAGUUCUGAAGCCGGUUGUUAAGACUGGGAAACAUUUUGAAGUCUUCCUGGGAUCUGUUAGAAGCUCUUUCCCAAGAAGCGGCACAGCCAGUUCUCUACCUACCCCAACUAAGACAGCAAGUGGCUCGGUUAGCCAUCUGGUAAGCCUCGCUGCUUCUUUCAGGGAUCGCUACAAGUGCAGCUCAAAUCUGUUGCACUACUUGUCCAUCAAGAUAGUAGCCAGGUCCAUGGGUCAUCUGUCCUCCCCUCCAGAUUCCACCACUGACUGAUGCCAUAAAAGAUAGAGAACUCCAAGGCCCCAACAGGUUUGCUUUAGGCAACAGAACAUGUCUGACAUGUCCCCAUCUGCUCAGAAAGUCCGAUUUAGGUCAACAAACCAACUGCAUUCUGAGUGCACUUUUAUAGGUUUGAUGCUUUAGCAUGUCUGGAAGAUGGGUCCAUGAACAAAGUGAACAUUAUGUGGAUAAAUAGAAGACCUAAGCCUUUAUUUUUCUUACAAAGAAUUUUGGAGCUAUUUGUUAGGCAUUCCCUCAGAAGGGAACAUAUGGAACAAGAGGAAAACACAUGUCGGUAGAGGAAUCUUUCAUUGAAUAGGAUCAGGGCUAGCAUUGGGCUCGUUAUUGGGAUUACUAACCUGUUGUCCUUGCUUCUUUGUAUAUGUGGGUAGUGGGUGGAGAGUGGGGAGAAGCUGCCCAGCCCCAUAAUGAAACUCAUUCUCCAUCUGUCCUACUCUGCUCAAGUUGUAUUCCUCCUGUACCUAUGCAAUGAAGUAUGAGUAGCCUAAAGGUGGCACUGUGUGGGGAGGGGGACAUAAGAAGUUUAAGUGAAAUUGCACAGAGAAAAGCUUAAUAUAUAUGUAGAGAUUGUACAUAUGUUUUUUUUAAA
Messenger RNA from Perognathus longimembris pacificus (Pacific pocket mouse), 3407 nucleotides. RefSeq names its product zinc finger protein 704 (gene Znf704). The record is from RefSeq and is a predicted model, not a curated record. Gene Ontology annotation, molecular function: DNA-binding transcription factor activity; RNA polymerase II cis-regulatory region sequence-specific DNA binding. NCBI's taxonomy places the organism in Eukaryota, Metazoa, Chordata, Mammalia, Rodentia, Heteromyidae. The coding region runs from base 103 to 1851 and encodes 582 amino acids. The transcript has 9 exons. Gene Ontology annotation, biological process: regulation of transcription by RNA polymerase II. Gene Ontology annotation, cellular component: nucleus.